Messenger RNA from Hyphopichia burtonii NRRL Y-1933, 849 nucleotides. Its product is annotated as LamB/YcsF. NCBI's taxonomy places the organism in Eukaryota, Fungi, Ascomycota, Pichiomycetes, Serinales, Debaryomycetaceae. The transcript has a single exon. The record is from RefSeq and is a predicted model, not a curated record. Bases 1 to 849 code for a protein of 282 amino acids. Gene Ontology annotation, biological process: carbohydrate metabolic process.
AUGGUUGAACUUAAUAAGGACUUGGAUGCAAAAACACCAAAGGUAUUGCUGGGACCUGCCGAACAUAACGCUAAGUUGCUAGUAAGACAUGAGAUCAAUUGUGAUAUGGGUGAAGGAUUUGGACCUUGGAAGUUGGGGCCGGACGAAGAAAUCAUGCCAUUGAUCGAUCGAGCUAACAUUGCUUGUGCAGGUCAUGCUGGUGAUCCCAAGAUUAUGGAGGAUAUGGUCAGGCUAGCUAAAAAACACGAUGUUAAAUGUGGUGCUCAUGUUGGACUACCUGAUAAAGAAGGUUUUGGAAGAAGAAUUUGGUUAAUUGAUCCUGAAGACAUUUACCGGCUAACUAUCUAUCAGACUGGUGCUUUGAAAGGGUUCCUUCAAGCAGAAGGGGUCGAAUUGACGCAUAUCAAGCCUCAUGGGGAAUUAUAUUUUUAUGUCGAAAGGGAUGAAAAUGUCAUGAGAGCAGUCAUAAGAGCAGCCAAAGUGUUUGAUGUGCCAUUGGUUGCUGGUAAGUCAGCAAGGUAUACUCAACUUGCAGAAGAGUACGGGGUCAAGCUCAUUCAAGAAUUUUAUCCUGAUUUGAAUUACACCCCAGAAGGAACUUUAUGUAGAAUCAAAGCGGGUCCCAAAAGCCUUAAAACUCCGGAAAUUUUGGCUGGGCAUAUUAACAAGGCAUGUAUUUCUGAUGAAGUCGUUGAUAUUGAAGACACCACCUUGAAUCUUGGCUUUAGCGGAAGUCCCCUUAGUUGCUGCUUACAUUCGGAUAUGCCAAAUGCUCUUGGUAAUGUGAAGGCCGCAAGAGGUGCUAUUGAUGAAGUUAACAAGUCGUUAGGAUUAUCCGUAAGAAAGUAA